This is a messenger RNA of Penicillium cinerascens, 4119 nucleotides long. Its product is annotated as putative RNA helicase/RNAse III. NCBI's taxonomy places the organism in Eukaryota, Fungi, Ascomycota, Eurotiomycetes, Eurotiales, Aspergillaceae. Gene Ontology annotation, molecular function: ATP binding; ribonuclease III activity; RNA binding. Gene Ontology annotation, biological process: siRNA processing. The transcript has 6 exons. Gene Ontology annotation, cellular component: RISC complex; nucleus; cytoplasm. The record is from RefSeq and is a predicted model, not a curated record. Bases 1 to 4119 code for a protein of 1372 amino acids.
AUGGAGAUGGACGAGAUGGAAGACCGGCUUGUCACCACCCCGGAGCUGGUGGGCAGCAAUGGCUCGUCUUACCGACCCCGCGGCUAUCAGUUGGAGAUGCUUGAAGCGAGUCGACAGCAAAAUAUCAUCGUCGCAAUGGACACGGGAAGCGGAAAGACUCACAUAGCGGUUCUGCGGAUCAUCUUAGAAUUGGAACGAUGUGACCAAGAAAAGAUUGUGUGGUUUCUGGCUCCGACCGUGGCGCUAUGUCUCCAACAACACGAGAUCAUCGCCUCACAGAUCACAUCAGUGAAGACUCGAGUUCUCACUGGUCUCGACAACGUAGACCGCUGGACCGAGCAGGCAGUUUGGAAUACUGUGCUUAAAGGUAUCCGCGUUAUUGUGUCUACCCACGCUGUCCUCGCGGAUGCCCUCGGCCACGGCUUUGUGCGCAUGCCACAGUUAGCUCUCCUUAUUUUCGACGAGGCCCAUCACUGCAUGCGUCGGCAUGCGGCCAACAAAAUUAUGCAGAAGCACUACCAUCCGAGGCGGCUGAAAGUUGGCCCACAUGCCGUUCCUCGAAUCCUUGGAUUGACGGCGAGUCCGAUUGUCCGGUCUAGCAGUCAAGAGCUACACUUACUCGAAGCGAAUCUCGACGCGAUAUGCAAAACACCCCGUACCCAUCGGGCCGAGCUUCUUGAGCAUGUUCAUAGACCGCAUUUGGAGCGAAUAAACUAUGUGCCUUGCGAAUUGGAACGCAGAGGAAUUGGCAGUCGACUACUUCUCCCUUUGGUACAUUGCAUUCAGUCCUUUGACCUUAAUGAUGACCCGUACAUAGAGAUGCUUCGCGAAAAGCCGGAGACCCAAGAGAAGGCAGAAAGGGCGUUGAAUACCGGCAAGACAUAUUGCAGCGAGCAACUCGCCAAGUUUCUCGAGCGCAGCAACUCCAUCUAUGAAGAGCUUGGUGGCUGGGCAGCCGACUACUUUAUCGAAGCCUCGAUUGAUCAGCUGCGGAGAUCCAUUGAAAACGACACCUCAUUGACAAGACUUGACCGCGCCGAGCGAGACUUUCUCCUAGAGCUUCUCCUUGGAAUGGCCAUACCCGUGGACACAACCGAAAGCACACACUUGUCCCCGAAACUCGAGACCUUGCUCGCCUUUUUGGAAAAGAUGGAUGGCCCUGGAUUUUCUGGCUUGAUCUUUGUUAAACGGAGAGCCACCGUUAGCGUGCUGACCCGUAUUUUGUCGUUACAUCCUGCAACCAAAAACCGUUUCCGAUGUGCAUCCUAUGUCGGAUGGUCAAGCAUCAGUAAUCGCAAAGACUCACUGGGCGACCUUCUCAGUCGGGAUAUGCAAAGGGACACACUCUCCGAGUUCAGAGCUGGCCGGAAGAAUCUGAUUGUGGCGACUGAUGUAUUAGAAGAAGGCUUGGAUGUCAGCUCGUGCAGGUUAGUGAUCUGCUACGAUAAGCCAUCCAAUCUCAAGUCAUUCGUCCAGCGCCGUGGACGUGCUCGGCACCAGGAAUCGACAUAUGCUAUCAUGAUAUCCACCGAGGAUGAGUCGGUAGAUCUGCGCAAAUGGCAAGAAUUGGAACAUGUUAUGGUUGAAGCAUAUCAGGAUGAUCAGAGACGAUCUCGGGAAGCAUGGGAACUCGAGAGAGUUGAAGAGGUGGUUGCAGAUUAUCUGUUUGUGCCGUCAACCAAUGCACGCCUGUCUGCCGAGGACGCAAUGCAGCACUUACACCAUUUCUGUGCCGUGCUACCCAUUGAUCAAUAUGUUAAUAACCGUCCAAUGUUUUCAUUUGAAGAGGAUGCCAGUGGACUCGUCCGAGGCACUGUCACACUUCCCAACUCUGUUCAUCCAGCCGUACGCCGUACCCAAGGCAAGGCAUGGUGGCAAACAGAACGGGCAGCAAGGAAGGAGACGGCCUUCCAGGCAUACAAAGCGCUCUACGAGUAUGGUCUUCUAAAUGACAAUCUGUUGCCAUUGACUCGGAAGCCAGAGCUUCGAUUUGCCGAGGAAUCGGACUUACCGGCCAUUGUGGACGGGUCAGAGCAAUACGACCCUUACGUGGACUUGGCUCACGCUUGGUCAACGCCUCAGCUUCAGCUUUACAGGACCACUAUAACAGUGUCGAACCAAGAUACCGGAAGGAUGGACGAAGACCUGUCGAUGUCAAUUGUUCUGCCAAGAUCGACUGCCAUGCCGGAUCCUAUAAAUCUCUAUUGGGAGAGUGAUGUAACAUUGAUAGCAACAUUCACACGACCGGAGCCACUUGACGGAGCCACGAUUGACACGAUUCAGACCAUGAGAGAGAUCACUGCCAUCUAUCUUCAAGCUCCCAGUUCCCGCAUGCAACCGGCUACUCGAGACUAUGUGGCCCUUUUUGCUCCUAAAAUCCCCAGCGAGCAAUUGAAAGCCUGGCUGUGUCAGUACGAAGGGGCAGAACAAGCUUUGGAUGUGCACACUCGCGAUGCCUCGACAGCCCCCACGGGAAUCAUUCGCGACAGGGCUAAAUACAGUGAGCCUCGCCUGUUCAAAAAGUGGAUAAUUCCAGACGGCGACCCCAAACGUGCCUUGGAAGUCGAAUGCCGGUCUAUCCCACGACGACGCAACUUCUUGCAAAGUGGAAGUAUUCCGGUACCUGGCGAAGAUGGGGAGCCUGUAUCCAAGAUCUAUCAGAUGCCAGCGGUGGGAUGCACGAUUGACCGACUCCCCGCUUCCAAGGCCAUGUUUGGGCUUCUCAUCUCAGCUAUUUUGGAUAGAUUUGAAGCUACUUCAGUCGCGCACAGGCUAAAUGAGACCAUUCUCAGGGGUGUUGGGAUCCAAAACCUCAGUCAUGUUCUCACCGCCAUCACGACUCCCAUCGCACAGGCCAACACGCACUACCAGCUGUACGAAUUCUUCGGCGACUCUGUUCUGAAGUUCACUGUCAGCUGCCAGUUGUUCUUCGCACAGCCAACCUGGCAUGAAGGAUAUCUGUCCGAGAGUCGGGACAAGCUGAUCAAGAAUAAGCGACUUGCGCGCGCCGCUCUGGACACUGGUCUGGAUAGUUUCAUUCUCACUGAUCGCUUCACUCCUCGGAAGUGGGAUGCUCCUCGGAUUGGCCACAAAUCAACGUACACACCGAAGAAACGCAAGAUCUCAAUGAAGGUGUUGGCCGACGUGGUUGAAGCCUUAAUUGGGGCUGCAUACAUGGACGGCGGGAUGCACAAGGCGCAAGCUUGUCUGCACCGAUUUCUUCCAGAAAUCAACCACUUCACCAGCAACAUUUCAUCCAUGAUUGGACCCGCUGACCGAGGGACCAGCAAUCUCCUAGAGCCGCGUCAAGCUAUGACCCACCCGUCCUGCGAAUUUGACACGACGACGCAAUCCUACCAACGCAUUGAGUACCUCGGCGACGCCGUUCUAGACAUGGUAGUCGUGUCCGUGCUCGCUGCGCACCCCGACCAACUCUCACAGGGAACAAUGACCCUCAUCAAGCACGCAGUAGUGAACGCAAACCUACUCGCAUUCCUAUGCAUGGACCACGCAGUACCAGACGAAAGCACCGACGUGACCCAGACCCCAACCGGAAAUGUCGCCUUUGUCCCACGCCACGGCGAAAUUCACCUCUGGCGCUUCCUCCGCUUCCAUGGACCUGUGAUCAAGACCGCACGCGAUUCAUGCGUCGAGAGGUAUCAUUCCCUACGUGAUAGCAUCAGAUUCGCACUUGAACACGGCAAUCAUUACCCAUGGGAACUGUUCGCGUCUCUCCGAGCCGACAAAUUCAUCUCCGACAUCGUGGAGAGCACGCUAGGUGCAAUGUUCGUCGACUCGCGCGGGGACAUGGACCAGUGCUACGCAUUCGCUGAGAGGAUUGGACUCCUGGCAUACGUGCGGAGGGUGAUAUCCGACGGAGUCAAUGUGCAGCAUCCUCGGAACGCAGCGCAAAACAUAGUUAAGACGUCUGGGAAUCUGGUAUUUAAGACGAAGCGUGUUGAGAAGAAGGGUGUUGCGGCGACGUAUCGCAGUUCGGCUGUGAUCAACAAGGAGGAGAUUGGGUUGGUGGAGGGUUGUGCCUCGGCUGAAGAGGCUGAAGUGAAGGUUUCACUUCUUGUUAUUGAGAGGCUUAGCGCAAAGGAGGAUGCUAUGGAGUGA